Camelus dromedarius (Arabian camel) is the source of this 2304-nucleotide messenger RNA. RefSeq names its product palmdelphin (gene PALMD). Gene Ontology annotation, cellular component: membrane; cytoplasm. The transcript is spliced from 8 exons. NCBI's taxonomy places the organism in Eukaryota, Metazoa, Chordata, Mammalia, Artiodactyla, Camelidae. Bases 336 to 1991 code for a protein of 551 amino acids. Gene Ontology annotation, biological process: regulation of cell shape. The record is from RefSeq and is a predicted model, not a curated record.
GCCUUGCUAACUGUGCACAUUACAACAAAGGGCUGGCAGCUCCUGAAGGAAAAGGGCUUGUGCCGCUGCCGUUCAAACUUGUCAGUCAGCCCGUGCCAGCAGCCUCAGCGUCUGCCUCCCCAGCACACCCUCAUUACAUGUGUCUGUCUGGCCUGAUCUGUACAUCUGCUCGGAGACGCUCCUGCCGAGUCGGGGAUUUCUGCUUUUCUCCACCGGUGCGAGAGUGGAUUUCUCCCUGCUUCUCCUCUGUCACCUCCACUGCUCUCCCCAAGGAGCCUCCUGCUUUAUGGUAGCUUUGGACUCCCCUUACUGGCUGCCUGUCCUUGACUUCUAGAAUGGAAGAAGCUGAGCUGGUGAAGGAGAGACUUCAGGCCAUCACAGAUAAAAGAAAAAUACAGGAAGAAAUCUCACAGAAGCGUCUGAAAAUAGAGGAAGACAAGCUAAAGCACCAGCAUUUGAAGAAAAAGGCCUUGAGGGAGAAAUGGCUUCUAGACGGAAUCAGCACCGGAAAAGAACAGGAAGAGAUGAAGAAGCAAAACCAGCAAGACCAGCACCAGAUCCAGGUUCUAGAGCAAAGCAUCCUCAGACUUGAGAAAGAGAUCCAAGAUCUCGAAAAGGCUGAACUGCAAAUCUCAACCCAUGAAGAGGCAAUUUUAAAGAAACUAAAAUCAGUUGAGAGGACAACAGAAGACAUAAUAAGGUCGGUGAAAGUGGAAAGGGAAGAAACAUCAGAAGAGUCAAUUGAAGACAUCUAUGCUAAUAUCCCUGACCUUCCAAAAUCCUACGUACCUUCCAGAUUACGGAAGGAAAGAAAUGAAGGAAUAGAAGAUGAUGAACAAAACAGAAAAGCUUUGUAUGCCAUGGAAAUCAAAGUUGAAAAAGACUUGAAAACUGGAGAAAGUACAGUCCUGUCAUCAAUACCUCUCCCAUCAGAUGACUUUAAAGGUACAGGGAUAAAAGUUUAUGACGACGGGCAGAAGUCAGUAUAUGCAGUAAGCUCUAAUCACAGUGCAGCCUACAAUGGCACUGAUGGCCUGGCACCAGUCGAAGUAGAGGAACUUCUAAGACAAGCUUCAGAGAGAAAUUCUAAAUCCCCAACAGAGUACCAUGAGCCUGUAUAUGCCAAUCCAUUUUGCAGACCGACGACUCCGCAGAGAGAGAAGGUAACUCCUGGACCAAACUUCCAAGAAAGGAUUAAGAUUAAAGCUAAUGGACUGAGUAAUGAUAUGAAUGGGUCCAUACACAACAUGGACAAUGGACUUUCAGAGGAGAGGGGCAACAGCUUCAAUCACAUGAGUCCCAUUCGGCCAAUACCUCAUCCCCAAUCAAUGACUCACCAAGCAGAGGAGAUGCCCCAUAGCCUACAAAAGAGGAUGACAACUCCUUGGGAAGAAUCACAUGUGAUGCAGGACCAGUAUGCUCCAUCUCCAAAGGCAGGACUGAGUCCCAGCAAGGGCCUCUCUGGGAAGUCAGAACACCAGGGUUCUUCUCCUCCUUGCCAGGAGGAUGAGGAAGAUGUUAGAUACAAGAUUGUUCACUCCCUGCCUUCUGACAUAGAUAAGACAGAGCCCGUGACCAUGAUUUUCAUGGGGUACCAGCAGGCAGAAGACAACGAGGAAGAGAAGAAGCUUCUGACGGGGUAUGACGGGAUCAUCCACGCUGAGCUGGUUGUGAUUGACGAUGAGGAGGAAGAGGGUGAAGGAGAAGCUGAGAACCCAUCCUACCAUCCCAGACCUCCUUCUAGUCAGGUCUUCCAGCCUGCCAGACCAACACCACUGCCGAGAAAGAGGUCAGAAGUUAAUCCCCGUGAAAACACAAACCAUAAAUCUCCCCACAAAAACUCCAUAUCCCUGAAAGAGCAAGAGGAAAGCUUAGGCAACCCCGUCCGCCAUUCUCCGCUUGACGUUCAGAUGGCAGGAGACGGCACUGAGGAUCCAUCUUUAACAGCUCUAAGGAUGAGAAUGGCAAAGCUGGGGAAAAAAGUUAUCUGAGAGGUGUACCAUCUACAUAAACAUCCUUUGAAGAAACUAAGAAAUGUUUGCAAAUUUCUCUUCUGGAUAUUUUGUUUCUUUUUCCUGAGACACACAAAAAGUAUAAUUAUACCCAUAUUAAGCCAUGUGAAUAAGAAGUAGUCAUUAUUUGUUUAAAAAAUCCAAAAAAAGCUAGGGAGAACAAAUGCUUAAAUUUUCCUUUUACUUGAUAUGAUUCAGCGGGGAGGGGGAAACCAAGAUGUUUUUAUUGUAUUGAUACCAAAGCAUUUCUAAUAAGAGCUUGUUAAAUUUAAAAAUAAAGUUAUUUAAAAUA